Messenger RNA from Sarcophilus harrisii (Tasmanian devil), 1600 nucleotides. RefSeq names its product eukaryotic translation initiation factor 2 subunit alpha (gene EIF2S1). Lineage: Eukaryota; Metazoa; Chordata; Mammalia; Dasyuromorphia; Dasyuridae. The record is from RefSeq and is a predicted model, not a curated record. The transcript is spliced from 8 exons. Bases 239 to 1186 code for a protein of 315 amino acids. Gene Ontology annotation, cellular component: multi-eIF complex; eukaryotic translation initiation factor 2B complex; eukaryotic 48S preinitiation complex. Gene Ontology annotation, molecular function: translation initiation factor activity; RNA binding; ribosome binding.
AUCCCAGAAAGACUAAGACUCUAUGGUUAAAUAAAGAAAAAAAAAAAGGGUCUCGCCGACGUCGACGCCUGCGUAAAGGGUGAGGGGUGACCGCGCAGGCGCAGAAGGCCCGGCGUCAACGCACGCUGAGGGGAAGCGGCGGCGGCAGGUUCUGGUGCGGCCCGACUUGUGGGCAUCUCCCGGAGUGUAGAGAUCGGCGCGGGGACCUGUUUCGGGACCCUCACACACAUAUUUCAGAAUGCCAGGACUAAGUUGUAGAUUCUACCAGCACAAAUUUCCUGAAGUGGAAGAUGUAGUAAUGGUCAAUGUGCGGUCCAUUGCUGAAAUGGGAGCUUAUGUCAGUCUAUUGGAAUACAACAAUAUUGAGGGCAUGAUUCUUCUUAGUGAGCUGUCUAGAAGACGUAUCCGCUCCAUUAAUAAACUCAUCCGAAUUGGCAGAAAUGAAUGUGUGGUGGUUAUUAGAGUGGACAAAGAAAAAGGCUAUAUCGAUUUGUCAAAAAGAAGAGUUUCUCCAGAAGAAGCAAUCAAAUGUGAAGACAAAUUCACCAAAUCUAAAACUGUUUAUAGCAUCCUUCGCCAUGUUGCCGAGGUGUUAGAGUACAGUAAGGAUGAGCAACUGGAGAGCCUAUUCCAGAGAACUGCCUGGGUUUUUGAUGACAAGUACAAGAGACCAGGAUAUGGUGCCUAUGAUGCAUUUAAACAUGCAGUCUCAGACCCUUCAAUCCUGGAUGGACUGGAUUUGAAUGAAGAUGAAAGACGAGUGCUGAUUGAUAACAUAAAUAGGCGCUUGACACCACAAGCUGUCAAAAUUCGAGCCGAUAUUGAAGUAGCUUGUUAUGGUUAUGAAGGUAUUGAUGCUGUAAAAGAAGCUCUGAGAGCAGGUUUGAAUUGUUCCACAGAAAACAUGCCUAUCAAGAUUAAUCUGAUAGCACCUCCACGAUAUGUGAUGACCACUACAACCUUAGAGAGAACAGAGGGCCUCUCUGUCCUCAAUCAAGCUAUGGCUGUCAUCAAAGAAAAGAUUGAGGAGAAGAGGGGUGUUUUCAAUGUUCAAAUGGAGCCCAAAGUGGUCACAGACACAGAUGAAACUGAGCUUGCAAGACAACUGGAAAGGCUUGAAAGGGAAAAUGCCGAGGUGGAUGGAGAUGAUGAUGCUGAAGAAAUGGAAGCCAAAGCUGAAGAUUAACUUUUUGGGAAAAGGUGUAUGACUGGAGGAACACAGACCAGCCCUUCCUCGCCUUAGACACCCUAGACUUCAGAGUUUUCCAGUAUUGAAAACUUCAAAGCUGAAUAUUUUGUAUUUCAAAGUAUUUAAAUGUUUCAACAGACCAGCAUGUGAAAUGCCCUCCCAAAUGCUGGCUACCUUCACACAUUGAGCUCUUUUGAAGGGAGUGGCCUAAUUUCACUAGAGACUAAAACCUCACAAACUGAGAUCAUCCAAAUAAUUGGGCCUGAGGUUUUCCAUGUCUACUUCCCAUUGGCAGCCCCUCCCAUUUAGUGCCUCUUUGAAAUUUGCCAGGAGCACCAAAAGCAAACAAUUCCAAUCUUUCUACAUUCAUUGUAUUCAAACGAACAUUCAAUAAAUUUCUGGGAUAUUUAA